AUGGACCGGCACUUGAAUAUAUUUCGUGGAAGAUUUUCCAGAGCUUACUCCUCUAAAAGACCGCCUUUCCGCGAUGUGUUUCCGAAUAAAAAACUGGUCAACAGACUACUAUUCGAAAUGGAUAGCAGGCUGGCAUUUUCUAAAUUAUAUCCAGUUUACGAGGCUGUUUACAAUUCUUUAGAGUCUGAAGUAUCUGGAAAGACUAUACCUACGUCUUUCAAAGGCGAAGAUGUGUUGAUCAUGAAAAAAGUGCUUGAAAAAGUGCGACACCGAACCAAGACGGUCAACAAGAACUUGACAGUUCUUGAAAACGAAUUGCUUGAAAACGCUGCCGAAUUGGGCAACAAUGAUGCAAUUUCUGCUCUCGCAUUCCAGGUUUUGGAAAACGCACACCGAAAUACACCAGCAGACGUCACACACGCUAAAAAACUCAUCAAGACAUUAUACCAAAUUUCACAUCCGCUCACAGUUAAGCUAACGGCAGAUCUCGCGUUUACGCGAAACGAUUUUGACAGUGCUGAACAAUAUUACAAGAAGUUUUUGGAAUUAGAAAGCGAUACCUACAGGGCAGGUGAAGUUACUGGGAAACUGGGAAUUAUCAAUUUCAGAAAGCCAAACUUGAGGGAAGCUGAACGCUAUUUUUUGGAAAGCAUUCGCCUCUGUCCACUGGAGCAAGUCGUUCAGUCAUAUUACCAUCUUUCCCAAUUGUACAUGGAUUCAGAGCCACUCAAGGCAAGGUGUCUGAUGGAAAGUGCAGCUAGCGAGGGUUUCAAAGAGAGCUUUCAGCUGUUAGGGUUCUUGGAAAUGAACUAUUUUCAUGAUAAUACAAAAGCCCUGGAGUGGUUCAAGCUGGGUAUGGAGUUGUUCGAUUUCGAGUGCUUCAUAGGUUAUUUUGACUGCAGUAUUAAGCUGAAAUCGUAUCAAAAGGCCAAAAAGUGUCUCCAGAGCAUGCAAACUUUAUCAAGCAACAAUGAAAUAGCAAAAAAGUCAUUCAAGCUGUUCAUUGACUCUCGAGCGGAGCAGAUCAAGCUACUGGAAUUCCGUACCACUCGUGUUGUAAAAGCUACGGACUUGUAUAUAAAUGGCAAUGACCUAAAUAGUGGCUCAUCGUUGGGAAAGGGAAAUAGAUGGGAUCUGUGA
Messenger RNA from Lachancea lanzarotensis, 1140 nucleotides. RefSeq names its product LALA0S03e03928g1_1 (gene MSS2). The coding region runs from base 1 to 1140 and encodes 379 amino acids. Gene Ontology annotation, molecular function: protein binding. The record is from RefSeq and is a predicted model, not a curated record. NCBI's taxonomy places the organism in Eukaryota, Fungi, Ascomycota, Saccharomycetes, Saccharomycetales, Saccharomycetaceae. The transcript has a single exon.